This is a messenger RNA of Ostertagia ostertagi, 3015 nucleotides long. The record is from the annotation of a GenBank genome assembly. NCBI's taxonomy places the organism in Eukaryota, Metazoa, Nematoda, Chromadorea, Rhabditida, Trichostrongylidae.
AUGCCAUUACGGUUGGACGUAAAAAGAAAGCUUCUGGCACGAUCGGAUCGCGUGAAAUGCGUUGAUCUUCAUCCAACUGAGCCAUGGCUCUUAGCCGCUCUCUACAACGGAAACGUCCACAUCUGGAACUAUGACAAUCAACAGCUUGUGAAAUCUUUCGAAGUAUGCGACUUGCCUGUGCGUGCUGCCAAAUUCAUUCCUCGAAAAAAUUGGGUAGUGACUGGAUCGGACGAUAUGCAUAUCAGAAUUUUCAAUUACAACACUCUUGAACGAGUUCAUCAAUUUGAAGCACAUUCGGAUUAUCUCAGGUCAAUAGUAGUACAUCCAACUCAGUCGUUUGUGAUCACCGCAAGUGACGAUAUGAUGAUCAAACUAUGGGAUUGGGACAAUAAAUGGCAGAUGAAGCAGAGUUUUGAAGGCCACACUCAUUAUGUGAUGCAAGUAGCUAUCAAUCCUAAGGACAACAACACGUUUGCUACGGCUUCACUUGACAAAACAGUCAAGGUUUGGCAAUUUGGCAGCCAACAGCCGAAUUUCACUUUGGAAGGGCAUGAAAAAGGAGUAAAUUGUGUGGAUUAUUAUCACGGAGGAGAUAAACCAUAUCUCAUUUCUGGAGCUGAUGAUCAUUUAGUAAAGAUUUGGGAUUAUCAGAACAAGACGUGCGUCCAGACCUUGGAUGGACAUGCGCAGAAUGUCUCUUCGGUGUGUUUCCAUCCAGAGCUUCCUCUUAUUAUCACAGGCAGCGAAGAUUCUACUGUGCGUCUCUGGCAUGCAAGCACGUAUAGAUUGGAAACAACGCUCAAUUAUGGCUUGGAACGUGUGUGGUGCAUCCAAGCACAGAGAGGAUCUAAUACAGUUGCUAUUGGAUAUGACGAGGGCUCGGUCACACUGAAACUGGGCAGAGAAGAACCCGCUGUGAGCAUGGAUCAGUCGGGCAAAAUUCUUUGGGCGCGGCACUCAGAAAUUCAACAGGCGAACCUCAAGACCUUGGACGCGGAAGCUUCUGAAGCGAUUCAAGAUGGUGAACGGCUGCCCCUAUCGGUCAAGGAUUUGGGUGCAUGUGAGAUUUAUCCGCAAACUCUCGCUCAUUCCUCCAAUGGACGUUUCGUCGUUGCCUGUGGAGAUGGAGAAUACAUCGUUUACACAGCAAUGGCACUACGAAACAAGGAUUUCGGUCAGGAAUACAAACAGCUGCGCACUGAUGCUGUCAUGGAAGGGAUUGAUGGCGGACCAUUGUUGGCUGCUCGGUCUGCAUCGAGUCUUUGCUUCUAUGAUUGGGAGACGGCACAGCUUGUGCGAAGAAUAGAAAUUGCUGCGAAACACGUUUACUGGAGUGCACGGAGAAUGAAGAUUCAUUCUAUGUGCUCAAAUACAACUCGAGAAGCGUUCGCUAGUGCUUCUGCUGAAGAAAUCACUGAGGAUGGAGUGGAGGAUACAUUUGAAGUUGUUGGUGAACAAGCGGAAGGUGUGAAAACAGCUUUGUGGAUUGGAGACUGCUUUGUUUUCACGACAUCCUUGAACAGACUCAACUACUACGUAGGAGGAGAAAUAGUAACUAUUGCUCACAUGGACAGACCUCUUCUCGGAUAUAUGGCCAAGGAAUCGCGUGUAUAUGCUGUAGACAAGGAAUUGAAUGUGGUUUCAUACAAGCUACUGCUCUGUGUGCUUGAAUACCAGACGGCCGUUAUGAGAAGAGAUUUCGAAACCGCAGAUAAGGUCCUUACAACAAUCCCUAAAGAACAACGGACUCGCGUUGCACACUUCCUCGAGAAGCAAGGCUUCAAGCGUCAAGCUCUCGCCGUGUCGCAGGAUCCUGAUCAUAAAUUUGAUCUUGCUUUGGCUCUCGGUGACCUCAAAACUGCAUAUGAUUUGGCCAUGCAAGGAGACAGUGAGGAGAAAUGGAAACUCCUCAGUCAGGCGGCGACGCUGAAGUCAGAGCUUAUGCUUGCUGGAGAGUGCCUUGGUCGGGCGCGGGACUAUGGUGGUCUUCUGCUUCUUGCGACUUGUGCUGGAUCGGCUCCGCUACUUAACAAGUUAGCCGCGGAUUCUUCUGCCAAUGGUCAUCACAACGUCCAUUUCACGACUAGCCUUCUACUUGGAAAUGUGGAUGCCUGCAUCGAUUCUUUGAUUGCAACAGAUCGCAUACCUGAGGCGGCUUUCUUCGCAAGGACGCAUUGCCCGUCUCAGUUGCCGCGAGUGAUGGAACUUUGGAAGGAGAAGGCCGAUCGUGUACAGAAAAAUACAACCCGGAAAAUUGGCGAGUCCCUUGCUGAUCCUGUGCGAUACGAAAAUCUGUUCCCGGAGUGGGCGUCAUCGCAACGAGCCGAGUCCUACCUCAGAGAACUUGCGAAGCUCUCUGUACCGGCUUCGGUGCGUGCCCCAACCAAUCAGAGCAGAAAUGUGAUGGAAGAACUGGAGACGGCGUUGAGCACUGGAGCUGUAACUUUCGACGAAGCCGGACAAGCUCAUCUUCGCGGCGUUCCGCGGAAAACAGCACCAGUUGUGAAUUCGACUGAUUUGAUACCGAAUUCAGUACCGAAAGCGCCUCCUGUCGCAGAACACAUUCCCGUUGUUGCUCCAGUUCUUCCUGAUGUUUCUCGUAAGCGAACCCCAUCACCAGCGCCGGCUAGAGAACCGACACCCGAACCAGAGAACGAUGUAAGACAGGUUGGAAGUGUGGUCAAUAGUGUUUUCUACGUUGAUCAAAUUCAUUUAAUAAUGGUUGAGCUUCAGCUCUCGGACGAUGACAGUGACGGCCUUUCUCGUGAGGCAGUGUCUGUUGCUACCGCUGCUCAUGCUGAACCAGAUGUGGUCAGUGAACGCCCCAGACCAGAUGUGGUACCGCGUCAUGGUGGGCCGGAUCUUUUGCCAUCUGCUGCUGGACAGCGUGCUGCUCAACCAGAAGUUGUUGUUGAUGCUGGCGAAGUGCGGUGGUCAGAUGACGACUUUGGAGAUGCGGAAGAAGGUGGUAACGACAUUAACCUUGAUGAUCUGAACCUGGAUGACGAGGAUUGA